Molecule: messenger RNA, 4683 nt
Organism: Symbiodinium pilosum
Lineage: Eukaryota; Dinophyceae; Suessiales; Symbiodiniaceae
Source: the annotation of a GenBank genome assembly
AUGAAGGUGGAGGUGCUGACUCCGCUGGCUCCUGCUCAAAUGGUAAACAUUGACCCGAUGCAGGACACCUUUGAAGUUUUCUUCGACCCUCAGAUGAAGGUGCGGCUGCAGCAGCGUCCAGCUGUGGAUCUACAACGUCCGGCGGUGGACAUCACCAAUGCUGCAGAGGGCAAAGGUUUGCCUGCUGGGCGGCUCCAGAUGGCUCAGCAGGCCGCCUCUUACCUUGAGGAGCACGACCUGGUGAGAACCUUUCAGGAGCUUCUGCAUGGGCUUCUUGUUGCCAAGCCAGCAGAUCCGCACAGGUAUGUGGAGGAACAUCUGGCCAAGGCACGCCAGCUUGCUGCCAAAGCGAAUGGAGAGGCCGAUGGUGCCGCCAGCCCGUACGGUGGUACAGUCUCGCCUGAUCCCGACUCCGAAAUGUCGAAGGAACUCUACAAGGCAAAGAGGCGUCGAUCGAGUGUUCGGGAACACAUGAGGAUGCAGCAGAAAGGUGCUGCGGCUGGUGGCUGCUCGAAGGUGGAGACACUCUUGAUGACUCUGGAAGUUGCCAGCAACAACCUGGAAUUGGUGCUGCCAUUCAUUCCGGAGAAGUUGCGGCACAGCCUGGCAAGCCCAGAGUUUUCCACUUUGUGUGAAGAGAAGUUCAGGUCUCUGGACGUGGAGGAUCGCGGUGAGUUGACGUCCGAUGACCUUAUCCCAGUUAUUGUGGAGCUGAGUCGCGCUCAAAAGGAUUCCAUUUCAGCGGAUCAGUGCAGGAAAUUUGGCGACAUGUUCGACUCCAAUCAGGAUGGCCUGAUCAACAUCGCCGAGUUUACACAGAUGGUUCAAUUUGUCACUGUUGCUGGGUGGCUGGAGAGCGAGGAAGGAAAGGAGACCAUCCAAAAGGCGGAGGUCGCUGACAGAUCGUUCCAGGACUUGAUCAAGAUGAUUGAGGCAGACAAGGAACGUCUCUGGAGCAUUAUUCCAUUCCUUCCAGAAUGGCUGGUGAAUCAUCUCACGGGCAAGGAGUUCGAGGAGGCCUGCCACGAACAAUUCGACGGCUUGGACGCCGACGGAAACGGCAGCCUCGAACCUGUGGAGCUGAUCCCUGUGAUCCAAGCCAUUUGUCAGACCGAGGAGCAUGGGGUGACCAUCACAGAAGAGCGCUGUCAAAGGUUCACGGCUCUCUUCGAUACAGAUGGUAAUGGAGUCAUCCGGCGGGAUGAGUUCAUCGAAUUCGCCCAGUUCUUAACGGUGAUGAACUUCCUCACAAACACAGAAGAGGGUCAGGAUGUCUCAAAAAUGGCCAGCGACGUAGUUCAGGGUGCCGACCACAACCAUGUCAUGCUGCAGAUGCUGGAAGAGGAUCCGGACUUCCUUCAAGAAGUGCUUCAGCAGCUUCCAAAGCCAUUGUACUGGGAAAUCACCAGCCUCGAUUUUCAGAAGGCUUGCAUGGAUGGCUUCAAGGCAGCAGCAGGCGAGGAUUGCUCGGCUGGCAGCACAGUGCCUCCAGGCAUGCUGGUCCCGGUCAUCAAUCAGCUCAUACAGGUUCACCCCUUUCGGAUCAGUGAAGAGCAGUGCAACCACUACAUGAGCCGAUGGGACCGAGAGCUGAAGAAUUCCGUGACGCCCGCGGAGUUCUUGCUCCUCGCACGCUACUGCAUCGUGAUGGGCUAUCUGACAUACCUGGUGGAGAACCAGGAUGCCCUGAUGGCAGAUGUGAUGCUUGGCCAAGAAAAGAUGGAGUCCGUGCUGCAAUCCCUCAAAGAGGGUUCUGAGAUGGUUUGGGACGUGCUGCCUUUCUUGCCGCAGUCCCUUAUCGAUGAGCUCUCCAGUACAGAGUUCGAACAGUCUUGCGACGAGUUUUUCGCACAGCUGGACAAGGAUGGAAAUGGCACCCUGGAGCCCGCAGAGUUGCUGCCAGUUGUCCAGGAAUUAACUCAGGCACAUGCCCUGGUGCUGACGGAAGAGCAUUGCAAGAAAUUUGUCGACCUCUUUGACAUUGACAGGAAUGGUGUGAUUGCGAAGCACGAGUUUGUCAACUUUGUGCGGUACAUGAUGAUCAUGGCAUUCAUGGAAACUCCGGAAGGACAGCAGGCAAAAAUGGAGGUAGAGGUGGACAAAAGCAGCCGUGCUGUUGAUCGUCUUCUGCAUCAGCUUCAAAAGGAUCGCGAUGCCAUCGUGAAGGUCAUGCCGCUACUGCCAGAAGCUGUCUACAGUGAGUUGGUCAGCCAGCGCUUUGUGACUCAGUUCAGCGAGCAGUUCAAGGCACUCGACAAGGAUGGCAGCGGAGUGCUGGAGCCUGCAGAGCUGUUUGACAUCAUCGUGUCGCUGUCCUCCUCGCAGCCCUUUGCGGUCACGCAGCAGCAGUGCGAAGCCUUCACCUCCAUCUUUGAUCUGCGUGGCGAUGGUGUGCUGCGGCAUGAUGAAUUUCUGGAUUUCGCCAGGUUUCUCUGCAUCAUGAGCUACCUCCACAGCACUGAUGGAGAGGUUGCAGCAACAGAAGCUGUGAAGGUCUUGGAGGACAGCAAGCGCAUCGAGGAUCUUCUGGCAGCACUGGAGCGUGACCACGCUGCAGUGCAGCAGGUAGUGCCGUUCCUGCCGCAGUGGCUGAGAAAUGACUUGUUAAGCGAACGCUUUGUGACGGAGUGUGUCAAUUUCUUCUCAGAGCUGGACAAGGACAAGAAUGGCACCCUUGAGCCGGAGGAGCUUUUCCCAAUGGUGCGGAGUAUGGCAGACGCUCACAGCAUGGCGCUGGACCUCGACCAGUGCAAGCGCUUUUCCAAGAUCUUUGAUGUCAAUGGCGACGGCUUGAUCGAGUUAGAUGAGUUCGUCAACUUCUCUCGCUUCAUGAUCGUGAUGUCCUUCUUGCACAGCCAGGAAGGACAACUGACGUUGUCGAUUGCAAUGGAGCCAGAGGCAAUGGCGAAGAUGAACGGGGAGCUGCCUGGAGGUCCACCGCCUGUUACGCCGCAGCCACAUGACAGCAAUGUUGUCAGCCCGGGCAACAUGAGCCCGUUGCCAAUGCUCAAUCCCACAGAGGAGGAGGCUCCGGUAUCUCCAGCACACUUGGCUGUGGACUGCGAGUUCUACAAGAACAAGUCCCACAAGCUAAUGGAGGAGAAUGACGGCAUGAGGGAGCGCAUGAACGGGCUGGAGGACAUGGUCCGGAAGCUGCAGAAGCAGCUGGAAGAUCAGGAACAGAAGCUCCGCCACGCGGAAGUUGCCAAUACCUCAGGCAGUCUGAUGGCCUGGAGAAGCGUAGUGCGGCGUGUGCUGCAGUCACAGCGCUUGUGGCUUACGGGUGAGCUGUCCGAGGAUCUCCGAGCAGGCGCCCCUGAGGGGAUCCAGUCAGAGCCUAUGAUGGCUAUGGUGGAGUCCGAGGAACAGAAUGCUUCCCGGCUCUCACUGCUGCAACGCCAUCGUGAGGCACGGGAGCUCCUUGUCAAGCUGCAAGACCCAGCCGGGUCUGACCCGGCGGAUGGCGACCUGGAACCGUUCCUGCGACACUUGCGACUGGGAGGUGCUUGCAGCGUCUUUGGCAGCCGCAAGUUCUCACUUCCACUCCAUGCCUUUGCAGACACCAUCCUCCAGUUCUUCUGGAACAAGCUUGCCAAGGAAAAGACCGCUCUCAGCGCUGAUGAGCCUGUAGAGCCUGUGAUGGGCCAGCGCUGCGGUGCAUCCUCGUGGCUCAGUGGCACAUUGCUUUUGCAGAUGCUUCUUGCAAAGUCAAGGACCUUCUGCCUUCGGCAAUUCAAAGCCGCUUUGGUAGGAGCCUUGGCCUGGCUGUCACGAAAGAAGCACAAGUGGGAAGAUGGGAGCAAUCUCCUGAAGAUGCAGGUGAAGAUGAAAGCAAAAGAUCCGUCAAUCAGUCAGCAGGUUCCAUCCAGGAAGGAUGACGAGGACGAUUUUACGACUGAGGCCAGUGGCCUGGGCGGGGAGAUCCAGAUCUUGCAGCUUCUGCUUGUUGAACAGUGUCACAGGUCCUCUGGGGCGGAGCUUCAGCAGCUGCGGUGUGCAGCUGACAGUUGGGCCAAGGCAGCAGAGGAGAGCAGCAGGGAGCUACGCGAGCGCGAGCAGCGGCUUCAGGAGCUCCUUGCAGUCCUGCCUGGAGCGGGCGAAGUUCUGCGGCCCAGCGCAGAACAAGAGAAGGAGCUCAACAAGCAGUCCGCGCUGGCAGAUGAGAGGGUGCGAGUAUUGGCAAAGCAAACAGACAGACUGCAGGAGCAGGUCAAGCUUGAGCAGCGGCUGCUAGCACAGCGCCUUGACGAGCGGCGGGCUCUCGAGGCACAAGUGGAGGUCCUGUUGCGAGACCGCGACGAGCAGAAAGUGGCACAGCAGAAGGCAAGAGGAGCCCUGCGUUUAGCAGAAACGCAGCUGAAGCAGAAGGAGGAGGCCCUUGCUGCGACAUCCCGCCGUUGCGAGGAGCUGCAGCGCCAGGGCGUGCGGAUGCGCGGGGAGGUGCGAGGUUUGAAAGCUCGCUUGGCCGCCCAUGAAGCUGCCUUGGCAUCUGCCAGCAAGGCUGGUGGAGUCCGCUCAGGGGAAGAGGUGGAUGAGCCCUCACUGCGCCUUCGGGGCAAUGAGGAGCAGAGACGUCGCAUUAGCUUGCGCCUACAGCACGAGGUUGUGGACUUGUGGAAGGCUUUGCAACAAUGCAAAGAAGAGGGUGCGAGCCUGAAGCAUUGCAGUGAGGCUCCGGACUAG